Messenger RNA from Bombyx mori (domestic silkworm), 7100 nucleotides. Its product is annotated as glucose transporter. The transcript has 12 exons. Gene Ontology annotation, biological process: monosaccharide transmembrane transport. Gene Ontology annotation, molecular function: hexose transmembrane transporter activity. Gene Ontology annotation, cellular component: membrane. The record is from RefSeq and is a predicted model, not a curated record. Lineage: Eukaryota; Metazoa; Arthropoda; Insecta; Lepidoptera; Bombycidae. The coding region runs from base 1369 to 2787 and encodes 472 amino acids.
CCAGUACAGGUGAGUGAGCUAGGGCUCAGCCAGGAUUGGGGGAUUUGCUAACAGCUACCCGAGUGCCUCCAAAGGAGACCUAACACUUCAAGAGUAGCUGCUUCGCGAAUGAAUCUACAACCGGAUCGGAAUCGCGAACCGCUUAGAAGAUCUGUCGAGAAACAUGCCAGAAACUCAGCGGGCUGAUGUUUAGGUUAGAUUGCACGUCGAAUUCUUUGCCGUGUUCGACGAGUACAUUUACCGGUGUCCCUAAACCUGUUCUUAGUGUUAGAGCUAAAGGCGUCUAAUACAAGGGUCAUUGAACCUGAUAGACCCGUAAGGCCGUGUCUAAGACGAAAGUGUGUUGAAUCCUUUUUUUUGUGAUCAUGAACUUGGUAGGUACAGUUUUUUUGGCACCUGUCGGAUUUUUUUUCCUACCUAUGCUAAUAGCCUUGAGAGGCUAUAUCAGCUUCUCUUUGAGGUGUAGGUGAACUCACGGGGCUCAAACCGGGUGUUUUGCUAACACGCCCUAGUAAGAGUAGUGCUUCGCAUAAUCUACCACCGGAUCGGAAACGCGACCCACUGAGAAGAUCUGGUGAGAAACUAAGUGGGCUGUGUCUGUGGGUUAAUUGACUCGUCGAGCCCUACAUCGCAAGCGACGGAUUCGACGAGCGCGGUGAUCUGCCCUCUUCCGAAGUUUUCUAUCAUAGUACUGUCAACGUAUGGGGAGACACGCGAGUACAAUACCGUCUUUACCAUAAGGGCACACGGGGCCAAAGGCCCCCAUUCUCAGGGGGCCCCUAAGGACCGACAAUUUCUCUCACACAUUUAUUCGGUUUCCGUUAUCGUGAUCGUAACCAACAAACCAGCAGCAUUCUAAUAAUAAUGACAUAUUAUAUUAUACUGUAUUUGAUUACCUAUAAUAAAUGGUCAUACUCAGUAAAAAAAUGUUAUUAUAAUUCGCUUUUUUUACUUUCCACAAGGGCCUCAAAUUCUUGUGUGCUCAAGGGCCCCAGCCUAAUUUAAGACGUCCCUGCGCGAGUAUCUAGUAAUCAAUGAUUUUACGUACAAUAACCUAUAUCAAACCACAGUUUCACUUGUACAUUACAUAUAUUUUAUAAAGCGCUUUAAAGCUGUAAAUAAUUCGUUACCGCUACACGUAAAAUUAUGUCACUAACCAAACACAUUUCCCGCCACUGCCGGCGCGGCGCGUACGCUUCGACAUUCGAAUUUCGAACGGUCUACGUUCGCAAUGGUGGAGCGCUUCCAAUAGAAAUUGAAAAAAAUACCUUGAGUUUUCUAUUAAUUGUUUUUGUGUGUUUAAGUGUGCUUUAAUAUUAUUUUAAGUACGGAUUUUGUUGUGUUCUGAUUAUUUUUUUUAAAUUAGUAAUGGCGAAAAUGAACCCGCGUCUCGCUUUCGCCAUUAUAUCGUCGACCUGCUGGUCUGCCUUCCAGCAUGGAUACAAUACAGGCGUGAUAAACGCUCCGCAGGCGGUCAUGAGCGAAUGGCUUCAGAAAGAGGCGCUUAGUGGGACGAACACCUCGGUCUCCGCCAUGGUCGAUCCAAAGGUGACUUCGGUCUGGUCGGUGGCUGUCUCCAUAUACUGCGCCGGCGGCAUGAUUGGUGGUGUGAUCACCGGAAUCAUUGCCGACAGAUUCGGCAGAAAAGGCGGUCUGCUGCUCAACAACGUGCUGGUAUUCCUGGCGGCCGCUCUGCAGGGAGCUUCGAAGGUCGUCAAAUCGGCGGAGAUGCUCAUCCUUGGAAGAUUACUCAUUGGCGUUAACAGUGGCCUGAACGCGGGCUUAGUGCCUCUCUACCUGUCAGAGAUAUCGCCAGUGUCAAUCAGAGGCUCGAUCGGCACAGUUUACCAGCUCGUCAUAACAGUCACGAUACUGCUGUCCCAGCUGCUAGGGCUGAGCAGUGUGCUCGGCACGGAGGACGGCUGGCCAUGGUUAUUGGCACUGACAGCGGCGCCGGCCGUCCUGCAGUGUCUCACGCUGCCCCUAUGCCCAGAAUCGCCAAAGUACUUACUCCUGAACCAGGGUCGAGAGCUGCACGCCCAACGAGCAUUGAACUGGCUGCGAGGCGACGUCGCGGUGCACGGCGAGAUGGAAGAAAUGCAUCAGGAAGCGGAGAAGAAUAAGAUCAGCAAGAAGGUCACCCUGCGAGAGUUGUUCCGAAACAGGAACCUCCGUCUGCCCCUCUUCAUAUCCACAGUCGUGAUGAUAGCUCAACAGCUCUCCGGGAUAAACGCUAUAAUAUACUUUUCGACUGACAUCUUUGAGAAGACUCAUCUCGGAUCUGAUGCUGCGCAGUACGCUACUUUGGGCAUAGGCGCCAUGAAUGUCGUAAUGACGAUAGCCAGCCUCGUGCUCGUCGAGGUGGCUGGCAGAAAGACCCUCCUGCUGGCAGGGUUCUCGGGAAUGUUCAUAUGUACCGUCGGCAUAACAGUCGCUACUUCAUACACUCAGCACGUCUGGGUGUCGUAUCUGUGCAUAGCGCUCGUGGUUCUCUUCGUGACGAUGUUCGCGAUCGGUCCGGGUUCGAUACCCUGGUUCUUGGUGACAGAGUUAUUCAACCAAUCAUCUCGGCCGGCCGCGUCAUCUGUCGCUGUCACUGUCAAUUGGACGGCCAAUUUCAUUGUCGGAUUAAGCUUCUUACCGCUCUCGCUCGCCCUGGGGAACAAUGUUUUCGUGAUAUUCGCGGUCCUACAAUUCCUGUUCAUAAUUUUUAUUUACACUAAAGUACCUGAGACGAAAAAUAAGACUGUUGACGAGAUAACCGCCAUGUUUAGGCAGCGGAUGUAGGAGGGGGCAGGGGCAGCGGAGUGGGUUCCCCAUCAAGGGAUCCCAUCAAACAUCGGGCCGAUAUCUUCGACGGCUUGUUAGCGAAAUUAAAACAUCAUUGGCGCCAUCUACUGUUGAGGGUGGUAAUAACAAGCGGCCACAAGGCACAACCGUUCAAAUGACCUUGAAAUACCUAUAUGUCGGAGAAACCACAAUAUUAACACCAUCAUCAGACAUCGUAGAGGCGAAUAGGGUCAUCGAGCUAAGAGUAAUAUUGAGUACACCAAUCAUGUUUGUUGUCUUAGAACGAUUUAGAAAUCUUCUCUUGACGUUAGCAAACGAAAACGAAUGACAGUUCUUAGGACGGAGGCACCGCUCUUCAAGAAGGCUGCUUGGUAAGUGUGAUGGCGUCUACGCGCCUCCAUCGGCUAGGCUCUGUCGCAGCACGAAGUUAGCCGAGUUCCGACGAUACCGCGAUCGUGCUGCCAUCUCUCGAGAAUCGUGCUGCGUUUCGUUUAGAUACUAAGCUAAUGACCGUCGCCGACAUUUAUAUGAUGCGAUAUGGGAAUCGAAUCCACGACCCUCCACGCGGCAGUCAGAACGCCAACUCAUGUGCCUACUGAGUCAGUAGAUGAUGCAUACUUUGAGAUAUCAACUCGAAUAACCUAAACGCGACAGUCAAUUUUAUUGUCUUAAAAACUAUUUAUGACGUGAAUUUUAAUACUCUAAGGUGUAGUGAAUAAGAAAUUUGAUACUUAAUCUAAGUUAUAUAUAUCUACAGUGGUUUUUACGGAUGUUCCGUUAUAACUACUGAACCAUGCAUCCGAUUGACUUGAAACUUGGUAUCCAUGUAGAAAAUGCAUGUACUUAAUGGAUAGGCUAAUAUUUAUAUGAGUGUUGGACUCCCUACACCAGUUGCGGGGGCGUUAAUGAUGAGAAUAUUUGUGGGGGUGAGAAAUAAUAAUGUUAAUUUUAAAUGCCCAAUGAAGCGGACUGGUACAGCUAGUUAUUUAUAAUAAUAUGCAUUCAUUAUGUUACGUGCGAGUUUUUUAACGUUCUCGAUAGUGUAAAAGUUAACUCAAAGUUAUAUGGAUUUGGAACGUUCGCCUACUUUGCCGCUAGGGGCGCUGCUCAAACUGCAUACAAAUUACAGUUAACGUUUAAGUUAUCGUGAACGUUAAAACACUCGCACUAAGCACACUGAUUUAUACAGUUGAGGUUUCGACCUCAUGACUCGAUGGGUGGCGAAAAAAAAACCAAGCCUUCAUUAAUCCAUUGCAAGAUGCGACAAUAAUUUUAAAUGUGGUCUGUAUUUUUCGACGGAAUAUUUUAGUGGCUUGGCUCUUGACUCGGCAGCUAUAUAUUAUGGAGGGUGGAAGUAAGAAGCACAAUCUUGUAUAGGACAAGUUGAACAAGUGUCGAUUUGUAAUUAUUUGUAACAACUUGUAAUUGUUUUUUGGGUUAAUUUUCAAAAUGGAGGGUAGAAGUAAAGGGCGCCAUUUUGUAUAGCGGAAAAGUAUCCACCUGUAAACAGCAAGUUAAUGUUGGAAGGCUCACCGAAAUAGCGCUAGUGUAGCAAGUGGAAACGAUAUGAUUAAUAUAAGGGAUUUUUUGACCUGGUAACUAAGACCUUUAAGUUUUUUUUUUUUAUUGCCUUUGUAGGCAGACGAGCAUACGGCCCACCUGAUGGUGAGUGGUUACCGUCGCCCAUCGACUUCAGCAAUGCCAAGGGCAGAGCCAAGCCGCUGCCUACCGCUGCCUACCGCUUAAUACUCUCCACAAGCCUCGUUUGAAGAAGGACAUGUCAUAGCGCUCGGGAAACACCGUGGAGGGGAGCUCAUUCUAUAGGCGGAUGGUACGUGGCAAAAAAGAUCUCUGGAAACGCACUGUGGAUGACCGCAGUGGCUCCAGGUAGUAUGGAUGAACUCUACUCCGGUGACGGGCGGUGCGAUGGUAAAAACGAGACGUUGGUAUCAUCUCGAACAAUUCCUCAGAGCACUCCUCAUGGAACAUGCGGUACAAAAUACAGAGGGAACCGAAGUCCCUCCGCAGACCCAGAGGCUCCAAACGAUCCGUGAGAAUGGGAUUAUCGACAAUCCGAACGGCUCUCUUCUGUAUGGAGUCAAAUGGAAGAAGCUGAUAUUUGGGAGCCCCGGCCCAGAGAUGGGAGCAGUACUCCACGCGAGGCCAGACUUGUGCUUUAUAGAGCAAAAGUCUUUGUCCAGGUGUGAAGUACCGCUUGGCUCUGUUGAGGACUCCCAGCAUUUUGGACGCCAACUUGGCUUUGCCUUCCAAAUGACUCCGAAACUGGACAUCGCUCGAAAUGUCGACCCCAAGUAUCCCGAUACUUUUGGAAGGUUGUAGGGAUACUCCUUGGAAUUGCGGCGCCAUGACAAAGGGGUCCUUCUUCGCAGUGAACGCGCAAACUUGUGUCUUUAUCGGGUUGAAUUGAACCAAGUUCAAUUCACCCCAUUCGGAGACUCGCCCCAGAGAGUUCUCCACUUCAGACACAAGUUUUGAUCGUCUCUCUUGCACCAUGCUCCGAGAGAGACUCUGAUGGCCGAUAUAUCGCGCAUCCCCCGUGCUGUCAUCCGCAUAGCAAUGCAUGCCAUCAAUAGACAGCAUGUCAUUGAUAUGCAGGAUGAAAAGCGUGGGGGAGAGCACCGAACCUUGUGGAACGCCAGCGUUAAUGGUCAUGGUAUCAGAGCAGUCACCGUCUACAACGACCGUGAUGCUCCGCCCAUCCAAGAAGCUAGCGAUCCACUUGCAGAGACCCUCGGGGAUUCCGUAAGAUGGUAACUUCGAUAGAAGUGCCCUAUGCCAGACCCUGUCGAAGGCCUUCGCGAUAUCAAGGCUCACAGCAAAAGCCUCGCCCUUGCUCUCCAAGGCUUCAGCCCACCUGUGAAUAAGGUAUACAAGAAGAUCGCCAGCUGAGCGACCGUGACGGAAACCGUACUGUCGGUCACUGAUCAACUGGCGAUCCUCCAGAUACUUCAGGAGUUCUAUAUUUAUUAUUCGCUCCAUCACCUUGGAAAGCAAGGAAGUUAUCGCGAUAGGCCUAUAACUCGAUGGGUCCGACCGGUCACCCUUCAUGGGGAUAGGGUGGACGUGGGCAGUCUUCCAUGAAGACAGAACCCUGUUAGUGCAAUAAGAGAGGCGAUACAAACGCGUUAGCGCAGGUGUCAGCUCAGGGGCGGCUAUAUAUUAUGGAGGGUGGAAGUAAGAAGCACAAUCUUGUAUAGGACAAGUUGAACAAGUGUCGAUUUGUAAUUAUUUGUAACAACUUGUAAUUGUUUUUUGGGUUAAUUUUCAAAAUGGAGGGUAGAAGUAAAGGGCGCCAUUUUGUAUAGCUGAAAAGUAUCCAUCUGUAAACAGCAAGUCCGACCGGUCACCCUUCUUGGGGAUAGGGUGGACGUGGGAAGUCUUCCAUGAAGACAGAACCCUGUUAGUGCAAUAAGAGAGGCGAUACAAAUGCGUUAGCGCAGGUGUCAGCUCAGGGGCGCACGUUUUCAGAACCACUGCGGGGAUGCCGUCUGGUCCACUCGACUUAUGGACGUCCAGGAGUCGGAGCUCCCGCCUGACUGCACAUGUCAUGUCAUGUCAUGUCUUAUUUUAAUUUAUAUUCUUAUUUUUAUGAAAAAUGAUAAUCUGGAUUGAAAUGAAAUGAAGAUAAUUAAUUUGAGACAUUAAUCAACGGGGAUAAAAUUAAAUGAAAUAAGAUGAGAUGAUACGGGAUGAAAUAAUAUAAUCUCAGUAAAAUGGUGGUGGUCAUUUACUGAGAUUUUUUCAGUGGACUUUUUGGAGGAUCCCGAGGGAAGUUACGUCCAGCGGCUUUGUUUCAUUUUCCCACAUUUGUGCGCUUUCACAGAUACCCACUAAGCAGUUAAUAAACCACCGUUAUUACACAUUUAAACCUGAAGAAACACUAAAUAGACAAAAUAAAACAAAUCACACAACUUCACUACUCGCGUCCCGCCAAAAAGUCCGAAACGUUAUGAAUAUAUUAGUUUUAAACAGAGUAGCAAAAAAAAUUAUACAAUAUUUAAAAUCUCAACUAUUUAUUUUUAUUACUAUUUUUACGUAGAAUGUGUUUAUUUCCUUAUUAAUUUAAUAUCCUACUCAAAUAGUUUAGGGCGCGCUGUUAUUAAAAUCCUUCCACUUGCUACAGUGGCGCCACCUUAAUUGACUCUUUCAGCGGAAACUCUUUUAAUACACUGAGAUGGUACAACUCACUUCUACCCUCCAUACUUGAAUAUAACAUUUUGACAAAGCAAGGUUUGUUUCAGAAGAACUAUCCUUUUUUUUUAACUAUUAAACAUAAUGUGUAAUUUUUU